Molecule: messenger RNA, 453 nt
Organism: Closterium sp. Naga37s-1
Lineage: Eukaryota; Viridiplantae; Streptophyta; Zygnematophyceae; Desmidiales; Closteriaceae
Source: the annotation of a GenBank genome assembly
AUGCUCAUAGCGUGCGAUCGCUGGUCAGCAGACCCCAAGGCGGCAGCAGCCAAUGGGGGCUUCUACAUGGCUCGCAGCAACGACCGCGUAUUGCGAUUCUUUGACUACUGGCUCGAUGCACACACCCGCUUCCCCGGCAUUCACGACCAGGAUGCAUUCACGCGAGAUGCAUUCACGCGAGUGCGCCCCGAGGCAGACCCAUACACCCGCGACACCCUCCGUCUCUCCGUCCACUACCUGCCGGCGGACCGCUUUGGCAUUUUCUGCCAGAUUGGGCGGCUGCUGGGGCGGCUGGUCACUGUUCAUGCCAACUGCUGUCUCGGCCUGGAGGGAAAGAUGCGAGUGCUGCAGCAGGCCCUAAGUGACGUGGAUUGGUUUCGGCAGCUACCAUUGCUGGACAGACUCGGAGCGGGGCAGCAUGGCUUGGCAUGGAGGAAGAAUUGCAAGGCUUGA